Drepanopeziza brunnea f. sp. 'multigermtubi' MB_m1 is the source of this 588-nucleotide messenger RNA. RefSeq lists its product as uncharacterized. NCBI's taxonomy places the organism in Eukaryota, Fungi, Ascomycota, Leotiomycetes, Helotiales, Drepanopezizaceae. The record is from RefSeq and is a predicted model, not a curated record.
AUGACUUCGUGGCGAGAUGAGUAUAUUCGGAACCUGCAGGAGCGGGACCAGCGAGAGAGAGCCAGCUACCAGAGGCUCGACGCCGAUUUGAUAUCUGCCUUCACGAACCUCCUAGACCGAACAGCAGAACUCGAGGCCGAGAAAGCCGCACGUACAUCCGCGGAGACCGCCGGCGCGAAACCGCGAGAUCCAACCACGCCGGCGAGUACGAACGAUAAUACGGCGCAGAUAAGACGGGACCUGGCAGAAGCACUGCGCUCGAACGGGCAAUUUCAGUCGCGAAUCAAGACCGCCGAGGCUGAGCUGAGCAAGCUGAAAGUCAAGAGUAGAUCCGAGUCCAAGCAGGUGGAUGAGCUGUCUAGGGAACGUUCGUACCUCGCCCAGAAGCUGAAGGAUAGGGAUGAGGAGUUACGGGGAAAGACAAAGCUCUUAGAUGACGUUCAUGAUGAGGUUAUUUCGCUCAACUUGCAGCUGAAUUUGUCUGAGCAGAAGGUCAAUGGUCUCAAGGCUGAGAAUAAGGAUUUAAUAGACCGAUGGAUGGCCCGCAAGGGUAGGGAAGCGGAGGAAAUGAACAAGGCAUUUGGAUGA